Messenger RNA from Sclerotinia sclerotiorum 1980 UF-70, 1077 nucleotides. RefSeq lists its product as hypothetical. The record is from RefSeq and is a predicted model, not a curated record. The transcript is spliced from 2 exons. Lineage: Eukaryota; Fungi; Ascomycota; Leotiomycetes; Helotiales; Sclerotiniaceae. The coding region runs from base 1 to 1077 and encodes 358 amino acids.
AUGGCUAGUCCAAGAAACCCAGCAGAUACCUCGCCUGAACCAGAAUUCCGGCUCACUUUCGGUGUUGAAAUAGAAUUUAUUUUAGCUACUGUGGAUGAGGGUAAAGAGAACCCUAACCCACGAGACCCCCGUGAGGUAAAUGAAAAAAUACUCUCGGACAAUGAUUCCAUCAAUUACGAUAUUUGCAGAAAACUGAAGGAAGCUGGCAUUCCAGCAACAGUGCAGGAAAUAGAUCAUAAAGACUCAACUGACUCGCUUGACAUAACAGCUACCAAUUGGCUUUUGAAGACCGAUGUCACAGUCGGCCUAAGCGACCCAGAUGACAAGGACAAGCGUUAUAUCGAAUUUAGCUUGGAAAUGUCAUCUCCACCAUACUACUACGAUGAAGCUUCACAAAAAGCCGUAGAAACGGUCUUGAAAGUUAUCAGAAAAAAUUAUUUAGUUCGCGUCGACAAAACUACAGGAUUGCAUGUUCAUGUUGGAAACUCAUAUCAUGGUCUCCAAUGGCGCGUACUACGCAAUUUGAUGGCCAUUGCGUGGACUUACGAACGCCAGCUCUUAUUGAUAUUGCCUGAGGAGCGCGUAGCUAACAGAUACUGUCAGCCCCUCCGGGAAUCAACUCUCGGUCUUCGACAUCCUGAGCUCACGCGUCUUGAAUUUCUUAAUCGCAUCUUGUCGUUUAUUAACAACCGGCAAGUCAUUUCGGAAUUGAUAGGCACUGAAGUUAAAACUCGUCUCGGCUUCAACAUAAGGAAUCUCAAGACACCAUUUUCUGAUCAUGCUCCAGAACGCACUAUUGAGUUUCGUCAGCAUCCUGGAUCAUUCGAGCCGAAGGAUAUUCUACAUUGGAUACAUAUAUGCGUAAAGAUGGUCGAAAAAGCAUGCUUUAUCAAGGGCGAAGAGCUGUUCAACCGGCUACGAACCGAUGUUGAAAAGCCAAUCGGAUUUGGAGAAGAUGACAUUGAGAAGAGAAUUAAGGAGGAAGCGAAGAGAGAUGCUAUGGAUUUGGAAAUGUAUCGUGAAGAAGGUCAUGUUGAUGUUCAAGGUCGUCUCAGCGUGGGAAUGUCGGGAAAAUGA